AUGAAUGAUGAGAGUUUACGCUCUUGGAGUUGGAGGAAGACGCUCCAGUUAAGGCACACAGCUAGAUCCCUUAUCAAAUAUUCAAUUGGCAACGGGGCAGACACAUCUUUAUGGUGGGAUAAUUGGGCUCCAGGGGGCCCCCUCUGCACAAGGUUUCCAAUCUCUAUACUGACUGAAGGUGGUUUUCAAGAAGGAGUUACUCUCGACAAUUUCAUUCAAAACAACAACUGGUCUUUUCCCAUGAGCUUCACUAAUUCUAUCCCUAAAUUAUCUAACCUACCUGCCCCAGCUCCUUCUACAAGGGACUCCAAGAAGUGGAUAGCCUCUCCCAAUGGUUCUUACUCAUUCAGUCACACUGUCUCUCAUUUGAGGGGGGAUCUUCCUACUGUUUCAUGGUAUAAUCUAGUUUGGAAUUCUCCCUCCAUUCCUAGAAUGAAGUUCAUUUUUUGGUUAGCAGUUCAGUCCAAAUUGCCAACUUAUGAUAGCAAGUCAAUGUCCAAGCACAUUAAUAUCUGCCCACUAUGCAGUGCAUCCACAGAGUCUCAUGAUCAUAUUUUCCUAAAUUGCUCCUUUGUCUCCCCAUUGUGGCGUUUUAUCAAAUACAAGUGCAGCAUCUCUACAUCCUUAAGAAGUUGGGAAGCUCUUGUUCAGUGGGCAAGUAUCAAAUGGAAAGCUAAAAACUCAGUUAAUCUUUACAGGAAAUUGGGGCUUUCAGCUUUUGUGUACCAUACCUGGGAGGAGAGGAACGCCAGGAUUUUCAGCGGAAAAAAGGCAUCUCCGAGAGUUGUACGUGCCAAGUUUGCAGGUUAUAAAGACCUACCUAAAAAGGGUGAUAUGGUUUCAAAGGGGCAGUGUGAACAUUUGAAAGAUUCUAUCGUCACAAAUGACAAACACCAUGCGAUGAUGCGGGGAUCUUACCCUGCUUUACAAAGAGACGAACGUUGGAGUGUAAUAAUCGACUCACUAGUUAAAAUAGCAACCCCUGGAUAUACCAUUGUGGAGGAAAUUUAUAAUUAUUGGAAUGGCACUACUCCCAGCCAAAUCAGGGCUCGUAACCGGAAGACUGAAACAGAUAUGUGCUCAUGCACUAAACCUAAAGUUGCCAUGCUCUAUGAAAAGUGUCUAAGCUAUUCUGGGAGCAAUGCUACAAAAUAUUGUGGAUCAUUACGCAAAUUAUUGUACUUAUACACUAAUGAUUAUAAAGACCUACUUAAAAAGGGUGAUAUGGUUCCGGAGGGGCAGUGUGAACAUUUGAAAGAUUCUAUGGUCACGAAUGACAAACCACCAUGUGGGGAUCUUACCAAACUUUACAAAGAGAUGGAAAACCCAUUCCACCAUCAGUGUGGAAACGAAUCUUCAAUCCUCCUGACACUAGUGCCUAGUUGGUUUCACAGUUCUUGGCACUACCGCAAAGAUUUAGCUUUCGAAUUAUUACUUUGA
Molecule: messenger RNA, 1440 nt
Organism: Cornus florida
Lineage: Eukaryota; Viridiplantae; Streptophyta; Magnoliopsida; Cornales; Cornaceae
Exons: 8
Coding region: 1-1440 (479 amino acids)
Source: RefSeq, a predicted model, not a curated record